Messenger RNA from Camelus dromedarius (Arabian camel), 1391 nucleotides. RefSeq names its product mannose-P-dolichol utilization defect 1 (gene MPDU1). The coding region runs from base 36 to 779 and encodes 247 amino acids. NCBI's taxonomy places the organism in Eukaryota, Metazoa, Chordata, Mammalia, Artiodactyla, Camelidae. The record is from RefSeq and is a predicted model, not a curated record. Gene Ontology annotation, biological process: oligosaccharide biosynthetic process. The transcript has 7 exons.
CGGGCUGAGGGACGGGCGGAAGCUAGCUUUGCAAUAUGGCGGCUGAGGCAGACGGGCUACUCAAACGGGUGCUGGUGCCGAUUCUUUUACCUGAGAAAUGCUACGACCAAAUUUUCGUCCAGUGGGACUUGCUUCACGUUCCCUGCCUCAAGAUUCUCCUCAGCAAAGGCCUGGGGCUGGGCAUUGUGGCUGGGUCACUUCUGGUAAAACUGCCCCAAGUGUUUAAACUCCUGAGAGCCAAGAGUUCCGAAGGGUUGAGUUACCAGUCCAUAAUGCUAGAGUUAGUAGCAUUGACUGGGACCAUGGUCUACAGCAUCACCAGAAACUUCCCCUUCAGCUCUUGGGGUGAAGCCUUGUUCCUGAUGCUCCAGACAAUCACCAUCGCCUUCCUGGUCCUGCACUACAGAGGACAAACUGUGAAAGGUGUCGCUUUCCUAGUGUGCUAUGCCCUGAGCCUGCUGGUGCUGCUUUCACCACUGACACCUGUGGCUGUAGUCACCCUCCUCCAAGCCUUCAACAUGCCUGCUGUGGUGGUGGGAAGGCUGCUCCAGGCAGCCACCAACUAUCGCAACGGGCACACUGGCCAGCUCUCAGCAAUCACAGUCUUUCUGCUCUUUGGAGGGUCCCUGGCUCGAAUCUUCACCUCCAUUCAGGAAACUGGAGACCUCCUCAUGGCUGGAACUUUUAUAGUCUCUUCUCUCUGCAAUGGCCUCAUCGCUGCCCAGCUCCUCUACUACUGGAAUGCAAAAGCUCCCCACAGGAAGAAAAAGGAACAGUAAAGUUGAGCUGGCUACUGAAAGUACAUUCCAUGUUUCAUUCACCCACCCAACCUCAGGGCCCUUCUCAUCUUAACCAGCCUGCUGGUGUGACCAUUCCCCAUCCUUCUGCAGUUGCAACUUUAGUAGAAAUGCUUGGUUGUCCCAAAUCCUUAGGAUAGGAGUAGAGAUUUUCAGGCUGACAUUUUGACAUCUAUUGUGUGCUGUCCGGUGUAUUACUAUUGACUUGUUAAGUCAUUUGGCUGAGAUUCUUCCUUUAGUAGAAGUUUAUAGCUACUUAACUAUUCCAGGCAAAAGUCUUACCCUGUCCUCCCAUCUCCCCACUUCCCUUCUGGCCCUAGAGGACAGAGCCUGGACAGUGGAAGGGACUAGGCAUUUGUGGCUGCCUCCCUUCCCCAGCCCAACCCAGACUGUCUCCUGGACCCUGGUGUAGGGUUCGGGGGCAGGGGGAGGGGGACAGAAAAAUGACUCAGGCAGGGCCCCAGGGUUGGGUGAGGAGGUUCCUGCUCUGGCAGGUCCAGGCAGAAGGGAGUGGAAACCAUGCUGGUUCCUGCUGCAGUGAAGAGGAACAGAUGGGACAAUAAAGACUCAGAGACAUGGUUUAAUCAUACAAAA